CCCUUUCUCAGGUGUGUUUUACGAAAGAGCUGGCAGCUAUGAAACAGCGGCGGCACAGUUCAUUGACUGAUCCUCAGUAGGAGCCGAUUCUGCUCAUCGCUAAUCAUUAACUUUGGCUGAGGAAGAUCACAGGCGAUCAUUCCAGAGUUGAGCAGAGCCAAGACCGACUGAGAGGAACAUCUUUCACUAUCAGUUCUGCCUGUGUUUUAAAAGUCUCAGAAAGUGAAAGUAAGAGAGAACAUGCAACCCUAUACCACUCUCCCUCUCCUGGCUGUGCUCAUCACUGUGGUAAAUGGAGGUGAAAUCCAGGUGGAGCUGAGGACUGAAAAGUCUGUGUCGUGUGACUGUCACAAAAACGCUACUCUUGAUUGUAUCAUCAUAUCAGAAGGCAGCGAUUUCAUGGUUUUUGGGCUAUACUGGGAGAAUAAGACUGGAGAACAACUCUGCAACUAUAAAACAUCCGAAGGAGUACACUCUGAUCCUCGCAUCCAGUGCCAUUAUACGCCUGGAAAACUGUCCCUCACCAUCUCCAAUCUAUCUGAAGCUGAUCGGGGACAGUACAGCUGCAAAUUGUUUACAAACUUCAAUCAUACAAAGGCUGACACCACCCUGCAUGUCUCAGACUGUCCUGUGGAGCCAGUAGAGUCCUUAAGGACAUCAUUCUCUGUCAGGACGGUGCCCAACCACGCCAGCCCUUUACAUACGAAAUGGACAUUCUUGGUGCUAACAGCAUUCAUACUCACCCUUUAAUACCAAGCAGCUUUCGGACAAUCUGGACUAGAGCAGAUUCCAGUGUGCUACUGAUUUUGAAUAAGAAACCUGAUUGUUGAUGUUUUUUUCCUAGCAUUUGUGCAUUUGUGUUCGAACUCAAUCCUUCACCAACCAAUCAGUGAAAUACACUCUCAAAAACAGAUUCAAGUGGAAGUGGGGAUCAAAUUGUGCAAUUUGUUGAAAUUAGGGCUUAUUGUUCUUUCUCUGGAAUCCAGGAGCACUGUGGGAAUGCAUAACAAACGAAUCUGCCCAAAAUGUGAACUCUGAUUUGUGCCAGAAUUAUCAAAAUGUUUGAUUUUUUGUAUUUUUCUGCUAUGAUGUAAACAUUUUUUUAUGUAAAUACACCUCAACACACACAUAUACACUUACCACUUUCCAGGACGUUACGUACAGAUUGAGCAUAUAUUUCAAAAAUAUGCACAUAUAUAUCCUAUACAUAUGUUUAACUAUCAUUUAACGGAAACACAUGCCAGAAACACAUACGGUAUGUAACAGUGUAUUGGCCUGCAAACACGUAUGUACAUACAUAUAUGUAAUAAGCAAAUUAAUGAAAAAAAAAUAUUAAAAUGCAUAUAUGUUAAAAUGUAUGAUACAUAACUCCGCUGUCCUUCACUGGAAUGCAUUACUGUUUUUAUUAUGUAUGUUUGUUUGUUUUUUUUACAUUAAUUGAUUUUUUUACGUGAUGUAAAAUCUUUUUGCACUAGCUUCCAUUCAAAGUUUUUCAAAAUCUUUUGAUUUCUUAUUUUGAUGUUUUUUAUAGAUGAGAUGUUAUUAAAUAAAUGUGUCAUUCAUA
Molecule: messenger RNA, 1564 nt
Organism: Astyanax mexicanus (Mexican tetra)
Lineage: Eukaryota; Metazoa; Chordata; Actinopteri; Characiformes; Acestrorhamphidae
Product: V-set and immunoglobulin domain-containing protein 1
Exons: 4
Coding region: 241-750 (169 amino acids)
Source: RefSeq, a predicted model, not a curated record